Messenger RNA from Cyclopterus lumpus (lumpfish), 869 nucleotides. RefSeq names its product myoglobin (gene mb). The coding region runs from base 76 to 519 and encodes 147 amino acids. Gene Ontology annotation, biological process: oxygen transport. Gene Ontology annotation, molecular function: oxygen binding; heme binding. Gene Ontology annotation, cellular component: extracellular exosome. The transcript is spliced from 4 exons. The record is from RefSeq and is a predicted model, not a curated record. NCBI's taxonomy places the organism in Eukaryota, Metazoa, Chordata, Actinopteri, Perciformes, Cyclopteridae.
UUGGUCGGGGGGGGGGAGGUCAGGCCAAGAAGAAUUUGGUUUAAUCACACAGGAUAUUGUACUAAUCUGCAGAUCAUGGCUGACUUUGACCUGGUGCUGAAGUAUUGGGGUCCAGUGGAGGCGAACUACUUGGCCUAUGGGAACCUGGUUCUGAGCCGCUUAUUCGCAGAGCACCCGGAUACCCAGAAGCUGUUCCCCAAGUUCGCCGACAUCGCCCAGGGUGACUUGGCUGCUGACGUGGCAGUUUCUACCCUCGGUGCCACGGUGCUGAGGAAGCUGGGCGAGCUGCUGAGGGCCAAAGGCAGCCACGCCGCCCUCCUCAAGCCUCUGGUCGACAUCCACGGCAACAAGCACAAGAUCCCCAUCAACAACUUUAGGCUGAUUGCAGUGGUCGUCGGUAAAGUCCUGGGAGAGAAGGCCGGGCUGGACGCCGCCGGGCAGCAGGCCCUGAGUAACGUGAUGGCCGUCGUCAUCGCGGACAUGGAGGCUGAAUACAAACAGCGGGGCUUCACCGUCUGAAAGUCACACAAAGUCAGAGCAGGGUCAGAUGACAGACAAGGAAAUGGUUCACCUGCAAGAUUAAAUAUUAUAAUAAUUAAAAAUGGGUUGAUCUUCUGUACACAUACAUCAACUAAAAGCCAAUGAAAGUAUAUCCAGCACAGCAGCACCAAGAAUGACAGCCUCAUGUAUUACUAUAGAAUUAAGGAUCAUAGGAGAGAGAGAGAGAGAGAGAGAGAAGGUUUCAGUGUAAUCUUUCGUUCUUAUUUCAGUCAAAUGAGAUUGAUCUCUUCUCUUCUCUUGACUAACAACUGUAUAAACACUUUGUCAAAUAUUACCAAUACAAUCUAAAUAAAAGCCAUGGCUCUACU